This is a messenger RNA of Gastrolobium bilobum, 1266 nucleotides long. RefSeq lists its product as uncharacterized. The record is from RefSeq and is a predicted model, not a curated record. NCBI's taxonomy places the organism in Eukaryota, Viridiplantae, Streptophyta, Magnoliopsida, Fabales, Fabaceae. The transcript is spliced from 2 exons. The coding region runs from base 1 to 1266 and encodes 421 amino acids.
AUGGGGCAGAUUGCAUCUUCCCUUAGCAAUAGACCAGUGGGGACUCUUCCUAGUGAUACUGAAGCACCAAGGAGAGAUGGAAAGGAGUUUUGUAAAGCUCUCUAUUUGAGAAAUGGAAGAGAGGUUGAACAACCAGAGCAUGUUAUUAGGCCUUCUACAUUGAGGAAGUUGGCAGAAAAAAAAUGCAAGGCAGAUUCCAUUUCCACAAAGGUUCCAAAAACAAAACCAGGAGCAGCACUUCAAGAGGUUCUUAGACAUCCUCAAGCAACUCCAGAUCAACAUUCCAUUUGUGGAGGCCCUUCAAAACAUGCCAAGCUACAUCAAAUUUAUGAAGGCAUCCUAUCCAGUAAGAGGAGAAUAGAGGAGUUUGAGACAGUGGCACUUACUAAAGAAUGCAGCAGCAUCCUCUCCAGCAAAGUACCUCCUAAGUUGGAGGAUCCAGGUUUCGUUACGAUUCCUUGUAUUAUAGGGGAUAGGAAUAUUGGUAGAGCUUUAUGUGAUUUAGGCUGUAGCAUUAAUUUGAUGCAUGCUUCCAUUUUUAAGCAACUAGAAAUAAAAUCUUCCCCCACCACAUUAACUCUCCAACUAGCUGAUAGGUCUAUUGUAUACCCUGAAGGAAAAGUUGAAAAUAUUUUGGUAAAGGUGGAAAUAUUUAUUUUUCUUGCUGACUUCAUAAUCCUUGAUUGUGAAGUUGAUGAAAACAUUCCUAUUAUAGUAGGAAGACCAUUUUUAGCUAUAGGGGGUGCAAUGAUAGAUGUUAAAAAAGGAGAGUUAACAAUAAGGGCAAAUGAUGACACUAUGAUCUUUAGUGUUUUUAAAGCCAUGAGAUUUGUGGAUGAUGAAGUUGAUGAUUGUUCUGCUAUAACUAUCAUUAAUCACUUGGUUGCUGCCCAUGUUCAAGAAAAUCUUGAAAUUAGUGAAUCUGCUAUUUUCGAAAUUAAUGAGAAUGCUGCAUCUGAACAUGAUCAAACAUGUGCAUUCACGUCUUAUCCUACUAAGUUCUUUGGUGAUAAACAUUUUGAGUCCCUUGGACUUCAUGAAAGAAUCACUAAACCUCUUAAACCAUCCAUUGUGGAACCACCUGGCGUGGAGUUGAAACAACUCCCAACCCACCUCAAAUAUGCUUUUCUGGGAAGAGAUAACACCCUCCCAAUAAUUGUUGCAUCUGCCCUCAAAAGCAAUGAGGAAAAUCAGCUGCUAAAUGUGCUUAAAAAUCACAAGAGAUCCAUUGGUUGGACCAUGGCUGAUAUUAGAGGCAUUAAUUAG